CGUGUGGAGCACGAGCCCUCCUCUCCUCUGCAGCUGGCCCAACCUGCCUGCCUCCGCGACCUUCCUGCGCGUACGCCACGGGAAGCGAGGCGACCACGCGCCCCCUGCCCUGCCCGUCUCCACACUCCUGUCUCGUCCCACACCAUGGAUCCGCGCGGCCACCAGCCGCCGGAGGACGGCUUCUUCCACCCGCGUGACGCCGACAUGAGUCAAAGGACAGAGUGCAAAGCCCAAGGUCCGUCUUCCGCACGCAAGGUACAAAAGGCUGAUCGUGAGAAGAUGCGAAGAGAUAAAUUAAAUGAGCAGUUCCAGGAAUUGGGAAACACACUUGAUCCAGACCGUCCCAGGAAUGAUAAGGCAACUAUCCUUGGUGACACAAUCCAGAUGCUGAAAGAUUUGACUUCUCAUGUGAACAAGCUGAAAGCUGAAUACACGUCACUUUCUGAAGAAGCACGUGAGUUGACACAAGAAAAGAACGAGCUUAGAGAUGAGAAAGCUUCACUGAAAUCUGAGGUUGAUAACUUGACUAACCAGUAUCAGCAACGAAUGCGGGUGCUGUACCCAUGGGCUGGAAUGGAACCUUCCGUUGUCAUUGGGCCACCUCCAGCAUAUCCCUACCCAGUCCCAGUUCCCAUACCCUCUGGUGCUGUACCCAUGCAUCCGCAGCUGCAGGCGUACCCCUUUUUCCGAAGUCAAACUUCUGGAACAAUCCCCAAUGCAUGCACUCCUUACAUGGCAUACACUCAACCCUGUCAUCCUCCCACUGAUCAGCCAUCUAACCAACCUAAUAGCCCAGUUGCCAAUUCAAGUAGUCAUCGGUCUAACUCUCCUGCGCGAGACUGUAGAAGCAAAUCAUCUACAUUGCAGCAAGCAAGCUGUGGAGUGAGAAGCAGUGACGUUGGUGAUGUUGCAACUGAUCUUGAACUGAAAACUCCUGGUUCUUCAGGUCCCUCACAUUCAGAGAUCGCUAACAAGGAUUCCUCUUCUGACUUGAAAACAAAGAAGCAAUGCAUAAAGCAGAUUAAUUGUAGCAGUAUCACAGAAGGCACCAGUUCAAGCAGAUGCUCUUCCAGUGGCCCCCCAGAUGUCUCUAAUAGUGUUGGAGAUGGAUAAGUUGCUGACAUUAUUGGCAGUACAAAACGUAGAUAAGUAUAGGUUGAGAAAAGAUCUCUUCUAACCUCCUAUUAGUCAGCUGUCAUCAUAUAUAUGUGAUGUAAUUUGCUGUUGUCGCUAGCUCAUCUACAUAGAAAUGCCCAAUUCCUAAUGUCAGGACUGGACAGACUAUUGAUCAAUUGGAAUUGUAGUUCCAGUUAGGAGCGCUAUCCUCAUGUUUGUUAGUGGACAAAGCUUGCUGGAAGAAAAAAAAAUAAAGAGAACAAAAGCAUAGACAACAGCCUUUUAUGGUGAUUCAAAAUGAUGUCCAAGAUUUGGUUUGCCAGACAUGCAUUGCCCGGCUUUGUUUCAGAUAAAUAUUUAUCGACAUAUUUAAGGAGAGUAA
Messenger RNA from Setaria italica (foxtail millet), 1498 nucleotides. Its product is annotated as transcription factor bHLH121. NCBI's taxonomy places the organism in Eukaryota, Viridiplantae, Streptophyta, Magnoliopsida, Poales, Poaceae. Gene Ontology annotation, molecular function: DNA-binding transcription factor activity; protein dimerization activity. Gene Ontology annotation, biological process: intracellular iron ion homeostasis. The coding region runs from base 145 to 1113 and encodes 322 amino acids. The transcript is spliced from 5 exons. The record is from RefSeq and is a predicted model, not a curated record.